AGGUGUAGCUGUUUGGUGACUUCUGUGUUGUACUCACCUACAUGUGGGUCCUCUCCUCGCAGCCCAUCCCGAUAUGAUAUAUCACUUUUUGUUUCAUCCUAAUGAAGAGAAACUUCUAACCGCUUCUACCAUUUCCCCACCCUGAGUCUCACUGAUACGAAAAACUGCCAGUUGUUGCAACGUCGUCUUAUACAUGGCGAUCCAAUAUUAGCCGGGUCGCAUACACGGCGGCAGUGGCAGGUACCAGAAGCCUUCUAAUAUACAGCAAGAACAACUUUUCAUUUAUCGAUAAACUUUGAUUGUUCAGUCGUGCGGCAAUCGAAAACCGAGAAAUGUCGUCCUCUUUGAGCAGUCUGCUGGGGGCCAGUUCUUCCACCAAAAAGGGUCAGCAGAAGAAAACCGAGUUGGUACCGAAAAAGUUGCGGAAACAGACGCGCUUCGAGACGAAGCACGAGUUUGAGCACUCGCUGCUGCUGCAAACCUACCAGUCCAAGAUUCGGUUCUGGCGCCACGUGCUGGACCCGGACAGCCAGGGCCGCAUCACCCAGCUCGAGUUCCUCCACAAACUGCGCAACCGGUGCAGCACCAAGCUGGACCUGAACCUGCUCCGCCUCUGGGAAGCGCUCCUCGUCGGGCCUAGCAAGAUGAUAUCAAAAGUAAAAAUGUCUGGGUCUGGAAACUUGUGAUGCUGGGUGGCGUCUCAUGAUGAGGCUACGAAUACUGGCUCAGCAUGACAAGUUUCUGAGCUCCUAGGUGUUGCCUAUUCUGCAUGACAAACUGCGGCUCUGCAUCACAGAAAAACGGAGCUCUUGGGUAACGUGCAUGACAGAUUUAAGAGUCAUGCCAGACAAGCAUGACAAACAUGAAUUCUUCCAGACCCAGACAUUUUUACAGUUGAUAGAUGAGCCGGGACGACGAUACGGACGAGGAAAGUGUUCCUGCCUCCACGGCGGACCAGAAAAUCGACCACUUUGGGGACCAGUUUAUGUAUCUCCAGCAUUUCGCGCCGGAGGGCACACUGCUGCUGAAGAACUUCCUGCUCGCCCUGCAGAUCCACUUUCACGGGCUGAACCAGCAGCAACUGCUAGAGGCCGUGUGGAAGGCGCUGACCGCCGACAAGGAGCGGGAGCAGAUCGACCGCAUGUUCACGCCGGUCAACGAGAUCGCGCUGGGGAAGCUGCUCGCGAGUUUGCGGUCGCUGGAGGAACGGAAGCUCGCCAUCGACCAGCGGCUCCGGCGCCGGCUGUUUCUGGACCUCACCCGGGUCUCCUCGUUGAACAAAAAUCACGAAUUUACGUCGAAUUCUCGCCAGUCCCUGAUGUUCGAGGACCUGCGUUGGCUGAUCUUCGACUUCCCCAAGGGCACGAUCAUGGAGCGCAGGGCCGAUAUCAACACGACCACCGGUACAACUGUGUUUGCGGACCAUGCUAUGAGCGGCGCAGGAGGACCACGAGCAGGAGGCACAGGUACUAGCAGAGGUAGUACAACAAGUUUUAAUCCUAGGUCUAGGACCAGCAUCUCGCCCCCUACUUCGCUCUCGCUGCACCACGUCGCUGCCGCCGCAGAGGUCCUUUUGGAGAAGUCGCCGCAACAGAGGCUGAAAAAGGAGAUUUACCAGCGGCGGGAGGGCGUGCUCGAGAAGGAGUCGCUGAAGUUGCACGCGAACCCCAGCGCCUACCAGGAGUACCGGGACGUGCGCAAGAUCCAGAACGAAAUCUCGCGUAUGACGCGGGGGAACCGCAUCCUCGAGGCGUCUUCAAGCAUUCCGGGAGAGGCGGACGGGUUGCCCCUCGGAGCCACGACCGGGAGCCCGGCUGUUCGGGAGCUCGGCAACGAGCAGCGCCUCAUCAAGCUCAAGUACCUUCGGCACCACCUGCCCAUCCUGGAGAAGCUGGUCACAGAGGUGCGCGACAUCCAGCAAAUUUUGUUCCACCAUCGGACUGGGCGGAUCCCCCGCGAACUGCACCUGCUGGAACACACGUAUCCACGGCAAAUGGGUUUGGGUCUGGAAGAUUGGUUUUUCAUGCAAUUUUCCCAAGCUCUACAGUGCAAAGAGUCUGCAAUGCACCGCUUAGCAUCACAUGUUCUGCAGCCGCUUGGCAAUGCCUAAGGUUCUGCAUGAGAGCAAUUCAGCAUGCCCAGAAAUAGGCAUCUUUUGCAAGUCAAGCGAGACAGAUAUUUGCGUGACCCUGACCCGGAACACUCGUUACAAAUUCACUCUCUUAUUUCAGACCCAGACAUAUUUGCAGUCGAUAGCACGUACCUUAAAGCGAUUCUGGAUUUGGAGAAGGAAAUCGAGGGCGAGAUUAAGUGUCUACAGGUGGUGGACUGAGAAGUUCCUGCUUCAGCUUGUGCGGUGUCAUUUUUUUGAUUUAUUCAUUCCACAGACAUAGUGGUCAUGGUCAUGGACCUAGACGUAGACCCGGCACUUCUGGUUCUGCUAGGGAAAUAAAGCCCUUUUUUGAGCACGGUAUUGUGGUUUAAUGCUUUCAAUGUGAGAAACUACCCUGUAGUGAUCUCCCUGUACUAGAAGGUGCGCUCUUGCAAAAGAAACUUUUCAAAAAGCAGUUUUUUAGUCCGUCGCAGUUGAGGAGGUGUCUAUUCCCAUUCCCUCCACUAGUUUCAGAAUAAUUCAAAAAGAAAAGUUUUUGAUCAAGCAGAUGACAAUCCUUCUUUCAAGGAUCUUUUGUCUACUUCCACGCAAAAUCGUCGACGAGGCAUAGAUACCAACGCCGCUAUCGUGGAUUGUAUUCUUCGCGCC
Amoebophrya sp. A120 is the source of this 2761-nucleotide messenger RNA. The record is from the annotation of a GenBank genome assembly. Lineage: Eukaryota; Dinophyceae; Syndiniales; Amoebophryaceae.